AUGUCAAGCGUCGAGCUUGUGACACUUGAGGAAGGAAUCACCACCAGAGGAUUACAGUCACGUUCCGACAACCAAAAGCCGCUCGCCGAACGGUGCUACGAUCGGCGGGUUAAUGACUCCCCUGAUAACGCAUCGAGAAUCACUAGCGAUACGCUAGACACUUCGGAGGAAGACGGCGACGAUGCCCACGACGAAUACCCUGAAGGUGGUUGGCAGGCAUACCUAGUUGUGCUUGGGGCCUUCUUAGGCUGCUUGGUGAACCUAGGGGUGAUCAACUCGAUUGGUGCCGUACAAAUGUGGGUACUGCAGCAUCAGCUUGUCAAAUACCUGGCGCUGACGAUCUCGUGGGUGUUCUCCAUUUACUUGGCGUUGUCGUACCUGUUGGCGGUUGUGUCGGGUCCGCUUUUCGACAGAUACGGCCCUAGAUGGGUCAUGUGGACGUCGACGGCGUUGAUUUUUUUGGGGAUGAUGCUGGUGGCCAAUAGUGAGGAGAUCUGGCAGUUCAUCUUGGCGUUUAUUGCUUUAGGGUUGGGUAACGGCCUUGGAAUGAGCCCCAGUAUUGGUAUCAUCACCCACUGGUUUAUGAAGAAGCGGGGCCUAGUGCUUGGUAUCGCUACCAGUGGCGGUUCCGUGGGUGGGUUGGCGUUCCCGUUGAUGUUACGUUACGCUUACGCCAAGUACGGCUUCGUGUGGGCUAUCCGGAUCUUUGCCUUCACAACAGGCGGGUGUAUGGUGAUUGCUUCUUUGUUGUGCAAAGAGCGUUUCCGCUCAGCCAAGAAAGUCCAUGAUCCCAAUCCGACACCAUCGACGACGAAAGCCAACAUGUUUCUGCUUGCUUCCAUGAAACAGCUGAUUGCUAACUUAAAUUUGGACAGAAACUAUUGCGUGCUCGUGGUCGCUGCCUUCUUCGGGGAGAUCUCUCUUAUCUUGAUUGUCACAUACUACGCAACAUACAGUGUGGCCAAAGGUGUUUCUGAGUCCACAGCAUUGCUCUUGUUGACAGUGUGGAACGCUGCCGGUAUCCCCGGUAGAUGGAUCCCCGGGUGGUUGUCCGAUUACAUGGGUCGUUUUAAUAUGAACUUCUUGAUGGUAGCGUUGUAUGCCAUUUUCAUUUGGGUUUUAUGGUUCCCCUUUGGCGGCCACUUGGGAGCUUUAUACGCCUUUGCCGUGAUGGGUGGGUUCUUUUCUGGAUCCAUCCUUUCAUUGUUGCCUGCUUGUGUUUCGCAAAUCACGCCGGUGAGAGAUAUUGGAAAGAAGUAUGGCUUGAUGAAUGGUGUAUUGUCGAUUGCUAAUUUGUUCGGUGUACCCAUUGCAUCUGCAAUCAUCCACAAAGGUACACUGCUGGACUAUGACCACUUCGUGAUCUUUGUGGCGUGCUUGGCCACUUGUGCUGCCAUCUUUUGGGGCGUUGAUCGUUGUCUUGUAGGGGGUAUCAAGCCCACCACGAAAGUAUAG
Molecule: messenger RNA, 1455 nt
Organism: Diutina rugosa
Lineage: Eukaryota; Fungi; Ascomycota; Pichiomycetes; Serinales; Debaryomycetaceae
Product: MCT family MFS transporter
Exons: 1
Coding region: 1-1455 (484 amino acids)
Biological process (GO): transmembrane transport
Cellular component (GO): fungal-type vacuole membrane
Molecular function (GO): transmembrane transporter activity
Source: RefSeq, a predicted model, not a curated record